AGGUCAGAGGGGCGCCAGUGUUCCCCAAGACUCAGUCACGGUCGGUGCUCAGUGGUAUUCGGUAACGCUACAAUUCGGGCUCGUUUACGUUUGCGACGAUCGAUGUACGAAUUGAUCGGGUUUUGAAAUCAUUCAAGUGUGCCAGUGAUAACUUCGAUAGCGUCUCGCCAAUCGUGGCCGUCGAUACCCACUCGGACGAUAAAGUAUCGGCGCGUUGCCGAACCGUGCCGAAUUAAAGUUUUUCACGCUGAAGAAACGUCGAGAUAAAUUCUUCGAGUGUGAAUUUACACGGGAUUCUGUUACUAUUAUUACAUUAUCCUUGUGUGAGUUGCUAGUGUAAUAAGAUAGUGGUACAAGAUGAGGCCGAAGGAGGAGGCGGACACUAAAGUCCAGUCGGGGGGGACUUUUAUACUGUCCGAAAAAAUCGACGAUACAAAAACGAAGAAGUCUGAAAAGGAGAUAAAGAAAGAGAUGAAAAGAUUGGAGAAAGAGAAACUAGAACGGGAGAAGAGGGAGAGGAAGGUUAGAGAAAAGGAAAAGGAACGCGAAAAGCAGUCUAAAAAAGGCAAAGUGGUGUGCGGCGCGUGCGGCGGCAAGUGCAGCGGCGAGGUGUUGCGCGUGUCCGACAAGUACUUCCACACGGCGUGCUUCACGUGCCGCACCUGCACCGCCUCGCUCGCCAGGGGCGGCUUCUUCUGCAAGGACGGACACUACUACUGCCCACAGGAUUACCAGCGCGCGUUCGGCACGAGAUGCGCCGCCUGCAACCAGUACGUGGAAGGCGAGGUUGUCUCCGCCCUGGGGAACACCUAUCACCAGAAAUGUUUCACCUGCGCCAGAUGCAAACGCGCGUUCCCGUCGGGCGAGAAGGUGACGUACACGGGCGCGGAGGUGGUGUGCUCGCGGUGCGUGGCUGCGCCGCAGCGGCAGACGGCGCGUGCGGCGCGAGAGCCGCAAGCCUCGCCCGCGCCCACGCCCGACCCGCAGCCGCAGCCCCGCGCCGCCCCCGCUCCCGCCGCACGCUCCAACCACGCCGCCCACGACGCGCGCCCGCCAGACCAGAACGAAUGUGCGGGCUGUGGACAGGAGUUGUCUGAAGGACAGGCGCUGAUCGCUUUGGAUAGACAAUGGCACACGAGCUGCUUCGCAUGCGGCGAGUGCAGCGCCGUGCUGCAGGGCGAGUACAUGGGGCGCGACGGCGUGCCGUACUGCGAGCGCGACUACCAGCGGCUGUACGGCGUGCGUUGUGCGUACUGCCAGCGGUACAUCUCCGGGAAGGUGCUGCAGGCGGGCGACAACCACCACUUCCACCCGACGUGCGCGCGCUGCAGCAAGUGCGGGGACCCGUUCGGCGACGGCGAGGAGAUGUUCCUGCAGGGCGCCGCCAUCUGGCACCCGCGCUGCGGGCCCGCGCCCCACGACCCGCUCGACCGCGCCUCCUCCGAGCUGCAGUUCUCGCUGCGGUCGCGCACGCCCAGCGUCAACGGCUCCUACGGCAGCCCCUACAGUAGCCUCACCAGGAAGUCGGGGCAGUGGUGGCGCGCGGCGUCGCCCGGGCUGGUGCUGCGCGAGGACCGCGGAGGGGGCGGGGCCGGCGGGGGCAGCCCGCACCGCAUCACCACGUACUCGUACCUGGCGGCCGAGCCGGGCCGGCUGCGGCGGCCGCUGCAGGCCGGGGACCGCGCGCCCGCGUCGCCGCACUUCCACCGGCCGCCGUCGGCCGCCAGCUCGGGCCCCGCCUCGCGCCCCGCGUCCCGCCCCGCCUCCCGCGCCUCCUCGCGGCCCGCCAUGCGCGCGCUCGUCGACUCCAUCCGCGGGGAGACGCCGCGCCCCAAGUCGCCCCACAUGAACAACGAGGAGCCGAUCGAGCUGUCGCACUACCCGGCCGCAUACAAGCCACCGCCGGGCACCAAACCCAAGAUCGAGCGCGACGACUUCCCCGCGCCGCCCUACCCCUACACAGACCCAGAGCGUCGGCGGCGCUGGUCGGACACGUACAAGGGCGUGGAGAGCGACGACGAGCCGGACGCGGGGGUCGUGACCAACGGACACGCGGCCGACCAACAGCUGCGGCGCGAGCAGCACGAGCUGGCCAAGCUGCACAGCGGGCUCGCGCAGGUGAUACUGAAAGAUGUACAAGAACGAGAAAAGUUACAGCAGUGGAAGAAACAGAACUUGGAUCCGAGGAACGCGAGCAGGACGCCGAGUGCGGCGCGCGAGCCGCAGUACCGGCUGCGGUACUCGUCCCCGGUGGGGGCGUCCCCGUCCCGCUCCAUGGACCACCCCCGCGCCGCUCACUCCGCCGCCGGCUACUACGACCACCACGCGGUGCCCUCCUACCACGUGGUAUCCUCGCUGCGGUCUGCUCCUCGGCCCGGCUACGGGCUCGCCAACCGUUCGCACACGUUCUCCUCCAGCACAGCGGGCGACUUCACAUUCAGCGGGAUGGGCGACAAGACGCAUAGCACAGACUUCAGCAGCGGCAAGUCAGACAUAUCUGCCGGCUCUAUAACAGACGUGGACAGGAGUGCUGUGACGACGGACGGCGGGCCGGGCACGGUGGGUCGCGGGGGGGUCUCCCUGGUGGGUCCGGUGGGGGUCUCGGGGGUCACGGCGCUGGGCCCCCGCACGGGCGUGCGCCGCUCGCUGCCCAACAUGGCCACGUCGCACCUGGUGCACGAGCCCGCCAAGCUGUACCCGUACCACCUGCUGCUCAUCACCAACUACCGCCUACCGCCCGACGUCGACCGCCUCAACCUAGAGAGGCACCUUUCGGACGCGGAAUUCGAGGCGAUCCUGCAGACCACCCGGCCGGAGUUCUACCGACUGCCGCAGUGGCGCCGCAACGAGCUCAAGAGACGCGCCCGGCUGUUCUAGAACCAGCACUGCCUCACCAGCACCAGCACGGCCUGCAGCUGCGAGCCGACAUGGACCGGGACGUCUGGACCACUCGUCGAUAUCACUCCGGUUUUGAUGUAGCCGUGUACUAUUAAUAUGCUUACAUUUAAGUCAGGGAGAGCGGAUCGUCAAUUUGAUGGGAUUUAAGCAGAGAAUAGGAAUAGUAUGGUGUAGAGAAGCAAUGUAAGCGAGUGGUCCGUGCAAGCGACGUGCGGCGCGCGCUGUUGUUUAAAUUAUAAACAUAUUAUUUAUUUGCGAAGUUGUUUUGGUGCAGCGCCGCACGAGGUCGCACCGUACGUUCUGUACGGCCCGUACGGCCCGUACGGUCCGUACGGUCCGUACGGUCCGUACUGACGUUACGCGGCGUUUUUCAAUUUAGUUUAAGUAACAUAGUGAUGAUAUUAAUAACUAUUGACAUAAUAAAUUCGUAUAACUAGCGCGAGGACAGUUCAUAGAACUGGCGCCGCCCUCCGCCGCGCCCGAUGCCUUGUUUUUAUAAAUUAUAAUUAUAUAUAUUGUGAUUUGUGUGAACGCGUGUACCACUUUGUCUUAGUGAGAACCAAAUAUAUUACAGCGUAUAAGUUGCGUUACUUCGCUUUAGGUGAUAAGUUGGGACAAAUAGACUCUGUCGCUAUGUAACGGUAGGUAGCUGGUAAGUGUAGCUUUCGUGAGUGGUCCGCGGGACUCGCCACGGCGCUCUCGUACACUGACGUACGCGGCUGUACGCGGCAGUACGCAGCUGUACGCCGCCGCACGCCAGUGUAUGGUCCGUCGGAGCCGGACCGCACACUUCGAACUAACGCGUCGAUUUUCGAUUAUUUUUUAAAUAUCAUAUAGAUGUUUCAUGCAUUUUGAAAGGUGCUGCUAGGUGUCAGUGUUAUUUAACGAAUGUCUCAAAGCAGCUGUGAGUGGAGUGCACGCCCGUAGUCUCGCGUGAGCGGUGGACAGACAGACAGACACCGCUUCAUUCACGCGCACGCCCCUUGUGUAGUACGACAACUGGUUUGUGUUCAUUGUCUAUUGCAGUAGUAAUACAAUAUUAUUUUAUGAUAAAUAACUUUUAUGUUUGGUAGAUAACCUUCCGCCUCACAUCAGUAAUGUUCAUAUUGUAGAUAGCCUCAUGUUUAUGAAUUCCGGUGGACUCACACGUGUCUCUGUCCACUAUAGUCUGUUUUUAAAUCCCGGAGACUAAAUUGACAGGUGUAAAUGUCAAAUUUUUAAAUAAUGUUACCACCCACAGCGGUGUAUCUCUCGGAAACUUUUAUUUUCACAUAUUAGUUUUAAAGCUUUAAAUGACGUUUCCACAACAGAAUUAUAAUAUAUAAUACUAGUGUUUCCAUUACUGUUGUCGUAUUAUACAGUAUAAAAAUACAUUUUUGUCGUUUCCGUAUAAAUAGUAUUUUUUACAGUAUUAAACUACAAACCAAAAGUUUUUUUCUUUCAAACAGCAAAUUAUUUUAAAUAGGUGAUUGUUUUAUAAAGAAGGCAGUUAAAUUUUAUUUUAGUGAAAA
Messenger RNA from Achroia grisella, 4409 nucleotides. It is a transcript of the gene Unc-115a, whose product is annotated as actin-binding LIM protein 3. The record is from RefSeq and is a predicted model, not a curated record. Gene Ontology annotation, cellular component: actin cytoskeleton. NCBI's taxonomy places the organism in Eukaryota, Metazoa, Arthropoda, Insecta, Lepidoptera, Pyralidae. The transcript has 18 exons. The coding region runs from base 358 to 2877 and encodes 839 amino acids. Gene Ontology annotation, molecular function: actin filament binding. Gene Ontology annotation, biological process: cytoskeleton organization; lamellipodium assembly.